AUGGAAAGUCAUCGUAUUAACCGAGCGAAAUCACAACCGCCGGAAGUUGGUGAAAUCGUUCUGAUCGUAGGGGAAGAGAGAAACCGUGGGAAAUGGAUGAAAGGCAAGGUGACGCGAAUCGUGAAGGGGGUAGAUGGAGUAGCGAGAGGAGUCGUAUUGUUGCAUAAGGGUAAUAGACUUGAACGGCCUCUCCAAGCGAUUUGCCCUUUGGAGAUUAAGAGCGUGACUGCAGAGACGGUGGAGAAGAGGAAGGAAGAACCGAUCAAACCCGUUCGAGAGAGAAGAAAGGCUGCUGCGAUGCGCAGGCCAAGAUACAGCAGUUACCAAAGGACGAUGCUAUUUGAGAAGUGA
Paramuricea clavata is the source of this 351-nucleotide messenger RNA. Lineage: Eukaryota; Metazoa; Cnidaria; Anthozoa; Malacalcyonacea; Plexauridae. The record is from the annotation of a GenBank genome assembly.